Linepithema humile (Argentine ant) is the source of this 1177-nucleotide messenger RNA. RefSeq names its product pancreatic triacylglycerol lipase-like. Gene Ontology annotation, biological process: lipid catabolic process. The record is from RefSeq and is a predicted model, not a curated record. Gene Ontology annotation, molecular function: lipase activity. Lineage: Eukaryota; Metazoa; Arthropoda; Insecta; Hymenoptera; Formicidae.
GUACAAACGAGUACAAAUUCAAAGAUGGUUGCUCCGGCAGUCGCAUUGUUGUAUCCGACUCUAUUGGCGUCUCUCGCGUCGAAUCCGAAUCUGACGAUUUUCGCCGACGACAGUGGGACGCAGUACGUGAUCGACCUUAGCGAGCCCGAUUUUACCGAGGCGGAAGAGCUCGAGAUCAGCGAAUCCAUCCGCGAAAUCACCUUCCAUUUGUACACACGAAAUAAUCCGCUGGUUGGACAGGAGUUGAUUAUCGGCAACGCGGACAGCGUGAAGAACAGUUUUUGGAACCCUCACAAUCCCACAUAUAUAGUCACUCACGGCUGGCGAGGACAUCCGGAAGAUAAUUCUUGCAUCAUGCCUCGCGACGCUUAUCUCAGCGUUGGCGAUUACAACGUCAUUCUGGUCGAUUGGCAAAAAACAGCUAAGUUUCUGUUAUACUGGAAAGUAGUGAAAAGCGUACCACUCGUCGCCACACUUGUGGCUAACAUGAUCAACUAUUUGGAGAAAAAUUUUGGUUUAGAUCCCGCCACGACCAGAGCAGUGGGACAUUCUCUUGGAGGACAUGUCAUCAGUCUUGCAGCUCGUUUCGCGAAAACCGAAAUCGCUGAAGUGAUCGCUUUGGAUCCCGCGAAGCCGAAAUUCGAAUUCAAAGGACCGGGAGAAAGAGUGGACGCGUCGGAUGCGAGUCUGGUGCACGCGAUACACACGAACGCGGGUGUUCUUGGCUUGGAAGAGCCGGUCGGCCAUGCCGACUUUUACCCCAACGGCGGCAAAGACCAGCCGGGAUGCAGCUGGAUCGCGGUCGGGUGUGCGCAUUCGAGGUCUUACGAAUACUACGCCGAGUCCAUCAGGAAUCCGAAAGGCUUUCGCGCCGGAGACGUGUUUAUGGGCGGACCGGAGCUCGAUCGAAGGGCGAAAGGAAGCUACGUUCUGCAGACUAACAGGAAGCCGCCGUUCGCACUCGACUGACAACGGACGACUGUCAUUUCCUUAUUUUUUCACACCUUUCGCAUAUGCUUUUGCAGUGUAUUCGGAGCAAAGUUAUCGAAAUGUUUCUCGACUAAAAUAAAUGCACAAAGAUGGAGAUUUGGCCUAAUAUAGUCUACUUUCCUAAUGAAAUUUGAUUUUUGUGAUACAUAGCGCCUUGUCCACGUGAUAUUAUUCAAAAUAAACUUUU